AUGCUUGAAAAAGUAGGAGAAUUUGAGGCCAAAUUUGGAAUGACGCAAGCUUUUGGCUGCAUAGAUGGCACCCACGUACAAAUUUUACGACCUAGUGAACAUUCACAAGAUUAUUUUUCUUACAAAAUGUAUUUUUCUCUUAACGUUCAGGCAGUAUGCGAUUUCCGUGGCUAUUUCAUGGAUGUUGAUUGUAGGUGGCCAGGCAGUGUACAUGACGCGAAGGUGUUCGCCAACUUAAAUAUUGCUGCUAAACUUAAAGAUGAGGAAAUACCCAUUACUUAUGAGGACAUCCUGCCAGGCCGAGCCAAAGUUCCAAACUAUUUAAUUGGUGACCCUGCAUACCCCUUGACACCGUACUGUAUGAAAGAGUACCAUAGUUGUUCAACAAAUGCUAAGUGUUAUUUAACAACAUGCUCCGGUCAGCAAGAAACCCAGUCGACAAAGAAAGUUGAUUUAAAAAUAGAUUUUGUUCCUGUGGCAAUCUAUGCAUGUUUUGUGCUGCACAAUAUAUGUGAACUUAACAAAUGUGUUAUUGACCCUGAUUUGGUGAAAAUUGAAAUAGAAAAGCAUAAAGCAGAGACACAACAAUUAGAUUACUCUGUGUAUUUAGGAAAUCUUGCAGAGGGUGAUGUUGUAUGGGAAGUAAUAACAAAUUUUAUACAAGACAGUCUUCCAUACUAA
Messenger RNA from Hydractinia symbiolongicarpus, 681 nucleotides. RefSeq lists its product as uncharacterized. The coding region runs from base 1 to 681 and encodes 226 amino acids. The record is from RefSeq and is a predicted model, not a curated record. The transcript has 2 exons. NCBI's taxonomy places the organism in Eukaryota, Metazoa, Cnidaria, Hydrozoa, Anthoathecata, Hydractiniidae.